This is a messenger RNA of Drosophila bipectinata, 1464 nucleotides long. RefSeq names its product lymphotoxin beta receptor inhibitor. The record is from RefSeq and is a predicted model, not a curated record. Gene Ontology annotation, molecular function: calcium ion binding. NCBI's taxonomy places the organism in Eukaryota, Metazoa, Arthropoda, Insecta, Diptera, Drosophilidae.
AAAAGGUGAAAGAAGAGGAAGAAGCUGCGAUUUGUGUACGUGUGUGUUUUGAGUUAGCGACGUGGUGAUUACCACGGAACCGAUCCGAUCCGAUCCCCGAUAGAAUCCAGCACUUCCAUGCAGAUGCGCGUUCCUCUCCAGCGAGCAGCCCUGCUGCUGCCUCUCAUCCUAAUCCUCGGCACGGCGAGAGGGCAACGCGUCGCGCCCGGCGUUAAUCCGCAGCACUAUCAACAAGUUCCCCAGCAGGUGCCCCAGCACCAUCCGCCGCCACCGCCGCAACAUCAGCAGCAGUACCAGCAACAGGUCCAUUCGGCUCCCGGAGUGCCCCCCGUGCAAUAUCAAUAUGAACCGGUGCCAGUGCAGCAACAGCAACCGGUGCAAUAUCAGCAAGUUCCUGUGCAGCAACAGCAACAGCAGCAGCAGCCGCCAGUCCAUCAGCCCCAGCAGCAACAAGUGCACCACCAGCAACAGCAGCAACAGGUUCACCAGCAGGCGCAUGCCGGUGGCCACCACCAUGGCCAGCCGCAGCAAGUGCUGAACACCGGAAACAUCCAACAGGAGCGAGCUCACAUCCAAGAGCACAUGCAGGUGCCCAUCGAUACGAGCAAAAUGUCCGAGGCUGAGUUGCAGUUCCAUUAUUUCAAGAUGCACGACUCCGACAACAACAACAAGCUGGACGGCUGCGAGUUGAUCAAGUCUCUGAUCCAUUGGCACGAGCAAGGCAGCAAGGAGCAGCCUAACGGCGAGAAGCCGCAUGUUGAGGAAAAGGUCUUCUCCGACGAGGAGCUGGUAGCCCUCAUCGAUCCCAUCCUUCAGAUGGACGACACUUCACGUGACGGCUACAUUGACUAUCCCGAGUUCAUCAAGGCCCAGCAGAAGGCUGCCGAAAAGCAACAACAGCAACAGCAGCAGCAACAACAACAGCAGCAGCAACAGCAGCCGCAACAACAUCAGCAGCCUAUUCAUUAGUAGACACCCAGAGAUCCGUUUAGUUCGCACACAUAACCAAGUCCUGGUCCUUGUGAUGUUCCACACAUACUCCUGCUUUCUUUCCAACACAUCAUGAAAUUACGUUGUAAACGGUUUUAGAGCACUCCCUAAAAUCUAGUUGAAUCAAUUUUACUUAAUUUGCUGCAAGCAUUCCAUCGGAGAACAUCAUUGAACAAAUUGAAACUAAUCCUUCCAAGAACUUUUCCAAAAGAUACCCACUUCGAAUAAUGAACACGAAUCUCGAGUGGUUUGUGCAAUUUCAACUGGUUUCCUUGGCUUUUGUUUUCCAUUGUCAUAAUUUUAGUUACUUUCGAUAUAACAUAAUUUUUAAGCGCAACUAGAGAGCAGCAACACAAACAGACUGAUUGUUUAAACGUUUGUUUUGUACAAAAAGCGAAAAAUUACGCAAAAAAAAAUGAGUCGAAGAAACCCCCAACUAUGUGAAAACCUUUUUGAAACUGAAACAUUCAAUUU